This is a messenger RNA of Phaedon cochleariae (mustard beetle), 1050 nucleotides long. Lineage: Eukaryota; Metazoa; Arthropoda; Insecta; Coleoptera; Chrysomelidae. The record is from the annotation of a GenBank genome assembly.
CAGAGAUGAGAUUGCCAUAAAAGGGAUCUGAUGCAUGGAAAUAACCUGAAUUGAAUAUCACAUCGGUUUUUUUUUCGAUGAUAUUGAAUAUCUAUUUGAAUUGUAGGAAAGUGUGGACAUUCAUUCAGAUUUGGGAUGCUGCUGGUGAUGAUAUACUUUUUGAGGGAUUAUUUCGUUUGUUUUCAUUGCACGUAUAGAAAACAUUCAAUCCAUGCAACUGAAACAUGAUCUCAAUAUACAAAAACAAUUUCGCUGUAUAAGGCAGUUUUGAUAAAAUAUGCGUACCAUCAUGUCAUUACUGGCCCUGAGUUCAUAUUUCCUUAAUACCUUGGUAGUGAAUCAAUCGAUCCCAACACAAGCUGAACAAGCAAAUCUCUUGGCCAAUGUCCAGGAAGUUUUCGAGCAAGUCAAACUUCUCACCAAAGAUAUAGCCGAAUCGACAGAGAAAUCAGUCGUGAAUGACAUCGGAAUAACAGUAACAAGAGCAGAAUAUACUCUGGAUUUAUUGGAAAAGAUAACCCUUAUGCGUCUUUCUUGCGAUGGUAACUCUGUCUGCAUGCUGGAAUCCCGACCGGUCAUCAAGCAGCUAGCCCAAGAUGGUCGCAAAGCUCUAGGAACCUGCACCGACAUAGCAUCCGCAGAUAUCACGGCUUGCUCUGACCGGCUCGCCAAUGUGACCAAUUCCGCCAUUGAUAGAGGGCAGCAGCUGCUAGAUGCUUUGGGCGAGUGCAGCAAAAAACCCGGACUUGCGGUGAUUUCCUGCUAUCGCAACAUCAUCGCUACUGAUGUACUUCCGGUGAAAAAGACACUGGUGGGGGCGAUAGAAACACAUAGAGAGGCGCACUUCAAGGCCAUCGAGAUCAGGGAAAAGGGCCAAGCAUGUGUUGAUCUGACCGUCAAGAAAUACAGGGAUUUGUUGGAGAAAGUGCUGGAAGAAGCCUUGAAGUGUACUUAAACUUUAUUGAAUAGUAUUUGGUGGUUUAGUAUGGAGGUUUUGUAGUUACUUGAGAAUCGAAUAAAGUGUGAAUAGUCUGUUCUUCUCUAACUUUC